Patiria miniata (bat star) is the source of this 760-nucleotide messenger RNA. Its product is annotated as putative defense protein. Gene Ontology annotation, molecular function: oxidoreductase activity, acting on metal ions. The transcript is spliced from 5 exons. The record is from RefSeq and is a predicted model, not a curated record. Lineage: Eukaryota; Metazoa; Echinodermata; Asteroidea; Valvatida; Asterinidae. The coding region runs from base 1 to 588 and encodes 195 amino acids.
AUGGCAAUUCGUACAGUGUCCCUGGCAGUGCUUCUUCCAUACUGCAUCAUCGCUUUGCCGAAUGGACCACUGGUAGACCAUAACCCUGAAGUUUGCACCAGCAUGUCACCGGGGGAUCACCAUCCUGCCAACAUGGCCACUGGCCCAGCACCUUACAUCAUUGUGGUCAGCAAUGACACCUAUACCGCGGGACAACCAAUACAGUUGACAGUCCGUGCUGCCAAUCAGGGCGUAACCUUCGCCUGUUUCUUCGUUCAGGCAAGAAGCCAAUUAGGCUCGGCUCAGACGGAUGCUCUUGGAACGUUCAGCAACGAUCCUCAAGGAUCGCAAGCUUUUGCCUGCACCUCUCCCGCGGGAGCCUGGUCCCACAACAACAAGAAUGCCAAGAGGGAGAUAACUGCAACGUGGAUGCCGCCAUCCGAUGAUCAAGGAUCCAUUGCAUUCCAGGCAACCAUCGUGAGGGGUCCAGCCAGCGUUUACUGGGAAGGUGUGAAAUCACAGUCUCUGGCGUACAGUGCUGCACCUAGCUUGGUUUCAAGCAGCAUCUUCCUCUUGACUUUUGCCGUGUUCUGGGCGAUGAUGGCGUGACUGUGAUAAAAUGGUGGAUGUCUAUACCGCCCUCUUGUGAUAGCAUCUGGACAAAAAUAAUCGUCUUAAAUCGGAAACGUGCCUUACUCUUUUUGGGAGACGCUGAUGAAAGGUGCGAUGACCCAAAGAAGCGUCAAUUUCCAAUAGAGCAACUAUAGACAAUGGAUUAUUG